Messenger RNA from Plasmodium vivax (malaria parasite P. vivax), 588 nucleotides. RefSeq names its product small GTP-binding protein sar1, putative. Gene Ontology annotation, cellular component: endoplasmic reticulum exit site; COPII vesicle coat. The record is from RefSeq and is a predicted model, not a curated record. Bases 1 to 588 code for a protein of 195 amino acids. Gene Ontology annotation, biological process: vesicle organization; intracellular protein transport; membrane organization. Lineage: Eukaryota; Apicomplexa; Aconoidasida; Haemosporida; Plasmodiidae. The transcript is spliced from 3 exons. Gene Ontology annotation, molecular function: GTPase activity; GTP binding.
AUGUUCAUCAUAAAUUGGUUAGUCAUGAAGUUUAGGGACAUCUUGGCACAUUUGGGCCUAUCACAGAAGAGCGCAAGGAUAUUAUUUUUAGGCCUGGACAACGCCGGGAAAACAACCCUCCUGCACAUGCUAAAAGACGACCGGGUGGCCCAGCACGUACCCACGCUGCACCCCCAUUCAGAAGAACUAGUUGUGGGGAAAAUAAGAUUCAAAACAUUUGACCUUGGAGGACAUGAAACGGCCAGGAGAAUCUGGAGGGACUAUUUCGCAGCGGUGGACGCUGUGGUAUUUAUGAUCGAUACAACGGACAGGUCGAGAUUUGAUGAGGCAAGAGAGGAGUUAAAGCACCUCCUCGAAACGGAAGAGUUAAGUAACGUCCCCUUUGUUGUCCUGGGGAAUAAAAUCGACAAGCCUGAUGCAGCUAGCGAAGAUGAAUUGAGGCAACAUUUAAAUUUAUUUUCCAACCUGACUGUGCAUAACAUGAAGGGGAAUUCGGGGGUGAGGCCAGUUGAGCUCUUCAUGUGCAGCGUCAUAAGAAGGAUGGGUUACGCAGCGGCCUUCAAGUGGAUAUCGCAGUUUCUGACGUGA